This is a messenger RNA of Metarhizium album ARSEF 1941, 1752 nucleotides long. RefSeq names its product Major facilitator superfamily domain, general substrate transporter. Gene Ontology annotation, molecular function: transmembrane transporter activity. Lineage: Eukaryota; Fungi; Ascomycota; Sordariomycetes; Hypocreales; Clavicipitaceae. The record is from RefSeq and is a predicted model, not a curated record. The transcript has 3 exons. Gene Ontology annotation, biological process: transmembrane transport. Bases 1 to 1752 code for a protein of 583 amino acids.
AUGGCCAUGAUAGCCCGGUAUUUGCCGUUUGCACCAUCGACAACCACCGUGCAAGCCGUCACGUACCUCCUCGGCAUCUCGCUCUUUUCCAUAGCCUUUCUCGUCUUUCUCAACAGCUCCUUAUCGUUUGUCGUUACCGAUCUCAUCGGCCAGAAGAAGAACGUCGGCGAUGUCGUGGGCACGUUGGGCUUCGCCGACGAGAUCGUUGCCCUGGUGGCAUGCCCGACAUGGGGUCUGAUAUCAGACCGACUUGGAGUCCGUUGGGUUGCCGUGAUGGGGUACGCAAUCAUCGGACUCGCGCUGGUGUUGUUUGUCCAGGCGAAAAAUGUCUACCCGCAACUGUUGCUUGCGCGGAUCUUGUUCGCGGUAGGGGCCUCGGCCGCGGCGACCAUGGUUACGGCUAUUUUGCCGUCAUUGACGGAUGAGGAGGAUGUGAGCGAUGGUAGGACUCCGUCCAGAUACAAGCCCAACCAGCGAUUGAGCCUUGCAAUUUCUGUGGAAUCGGAAGCUACCAUUACUCCGGAACGUUAUACUAGGUCAUUGUCGAACGACUCGCGUACCUCUUGUCAACAACAGGAUGCAGUGGGCAGGUUUGCGAAACCGUCAGCCCUGGCUGGCUUGGUGGGAUUAUUUACAGGAUGCGGCGCGCUUGUUGCGCUCUCUUUGUUUCUGCCGCUACCCGCAAGGUUUGGAGACGUCGAUGGCGUAACACCCGGUCAGGCAGUAUCAUAUAGCUUCUACGUUGUUGGUGCUGUGUCGUUGGUUGCUGCGGCCUUUGUUUUUAUGGGUCUCCGGAACUUGAAGGGUGAGGAGGGCAAAGGGUGGAUGAAUUUGUUUGGAAUCUCCCAACGAGACGCCUAUGCGAGAUUGGGAGAGAAUGACGUGGACAGAAGACAGCAAGAGAAGGUGGUUCCCUAUCUCCAUUUGAUGAAGGAUUCGGUGCUUCUGGGGUUUGCGGACUCUAGAAUUGCGCUUGGGUAUAUUGGUGGGUUUGUUGCCAGGGCGUCGACGGUGGCCAUUUCGCUCUUUAUCCCGCUUUACGUCAACACCUUUUUCAUCAGCAAUGGCUUUUGCCAAGGCUCGCCGAACGACCCGUCGCCGGAGCUGAAGGAGGAGUGCCGGGCGGCUUACGUACUAUCGUCAAUUCUUACUGGGGUGGCACAGCUGAUGGGGCUGGUAUGCGCUCCAGUUUUUGGAUACGUAUCCGGGCGAGGUGGGCGAGUGAACUAUCCAAUUGUUGUGGCCACGGCCUUGGGCAUGAUUGGAUAUCUGAUUCUGCCGCAGCUCUCGAGCCCAGAGUACAAGAAUGUGGACGAGAGGGGGGGAACGCCGUGGAUCUUGGUGGUGGUGACACUUGUUGGCGUCAGCCAGAUCGGGGCCAUAGUUUGCAGCUUGGGCUCGCUGGGCCAAGGCGUCAUUGCAGUCGAGCUGCCCUGGUCAGUGCGAGGCGAGCCGACAAUUGCACCAGACCAAGACGAAUCGGCGGAAUCAGAGCCACUGAUGGGCAUGUCGACCACCAACGAGGACUCUGCGUCACGGGUGAGACUGAAGGGUUCUAUUGCAGGCGUGUACUCGCUGUGUGGCGGGGCAGCAAUCCUGCUUCUAACAAAGCUUGGGGGAGCGUUGUUCGACUCGGUGUCCAAGGGAGCCCCGUUUUACAUGAUGGCGGUAUUCAACGGGGUGUUGUUGGUGGCCAGUCUGUUGAUGGACGCCUCGCAGGCGUUUGCGAGGGCUCGGGAACGGAUUCACUAG